UUACCUUGUUCAAUACAGUGAAUUAUGUCAUGUUCGAAUGUACACUCAUUAUUAACAUUUCAUGCAAUACUAAUAUCUACUGCUUUAGGUCCAGAAUUGGGUUGGAUAUAGUGCAAGAUGGGGCUGCUCCACUUUUGUGUAGUGUAAUAUUGUGAAAAUGUACUUCCUUGUUAUGUUUGAAUGCAACACUUUGAAUAAGAAACUUGAGUUGUUUUUAAAAUUGUUAAUUCACCGACUGAUCAAACCACACAUGUGCAUUUUUACAUGGUAAGUACUAAAUGUAAAUUGUUAAAGAUGAAAAAGAGGUAAAAUUAUUUAUCUACACAUUCUGUUUAUAUUUGACUGAAGGAUCUAAACACUUUUAUUUACCUUCGAAAUUAUAUGCUUUGGAGCUUCAUAUUAAAUGCUGUAUAUAGUUUGGUGCUUAGAAAAAAGAAUUUAUUCAUUGUGGAAUUGCUUUGACUAAUGACUGUGUUUCAUAGCUUUCUGAGCUUUAUUAGAACAGUCAUAUAGAUCUGUUCAUUCUGUACGUGCAUAGAACAGAGAAGAAUUGUUGAUAAUCUACAAUACAUGCAAUGUAUAUAGUCUCUUGGUCAGGUUCUGCCUAGCUUACAGAUCCGGGUUGACAUUAGAAUAGACAUAGAGAGUGAAAGUAGGGUCCAGUGUGGACAAGCUUAUUUGAAACACGCUUAUUCAAAUAUAUGGACUCAAUUCCUAAAAAGGGGACCAACAAAUUUAUAAGGAGAGGAUGAUGAGGCGUAUACAUUGCAAAUCAUGAAGGUCAGAAAGUUGGAGGGAAAGUGGCAGAAACAGCAAGAUGGUGUGCUCUGGGAAGAUGCAAGUCAACUAGAAACUGACAUAUUCAAUAAGGAUGGUGUGUCAGCUGUUGUAGUGGCCAAGGUAAAACAGAUUGAUGGAGAUUGGCACAAAUUGAAUGAACAAUCUGGAGACUGGAAGAAACUAGAUUCAAAGACUGCAAAGAAAUAUGAGACAAAUGGUAUUGUGCACUUUGAACAGAAGAAGGUUAAGAAAGUGGAUGAUGUUUGGAAAGAGUGGGAUGAAGAGAACCAACAAUGGAAGGAUGCUGCACCAAAUAAUGCUCAGAAAUAUGAACUGGGUGACUUCACUGCAAGGCCAAUAACACUAAGAAAGAGAAAUGAAACCUGGCAGCAGUUAAAUGUAGAAAGCAAUAGCUGGGAAGAUGUUACACCAGCUAAAGCAGAAAAAUAUGACAAGGAAGGUAUAGAAAGUGCUACAACACAACAGAUAAAGGAGCAGGAUGGGGAGUGGAUGAGGCUUCAUGAGAAGUCUGGAGAGUGGAAGACACUCAGU
Messenger RNA from Owenia fusiformis, 1332 nucleotides. Lineage: Eukaryota; Metazoa; Annelida; Polychaeta; Sabellida; Oweniidae. The record is from the annotation of a GenBank genome assembly.